This is a messenger RNA of Ostrinia furnacalis (Asian corn borer), 585 nucleotides long. RefSeq lists its product as uncharacterized. The coding region runs from base 1 to 585 and encodes 194 amino acids. The transcript is spliced from 4 exons. The record is from RefSeq and is a predicted model, not a curated record. Lineage: Eukaryota; Metazoa; Arthropoda; Insecta; Lepidoptera; Crambidae.
AUGGAGCCUCAAAACCCAACAGUAUCCUUGUCCCUGGACUCCAUAACCGACAAGCUGGCCAUGCUCCUGCCAUGUGAUGACAACACCUGCUGCUGCAUUCCUCGGAAGAGCACUGUCAUCGUCAUAUCUAUCAUAAACUUUCUGGGCUGCAUGAUGGACCUGAUGUCGAGCGACACGUGCAUGCACGUGUACUGCGAGAUGCGUGAACUUGCCGACUCACUGCGCAAGCUGCUCGUCACGCUGUUCCAGAUGGCCAACCUGCUGCUGCUGCUGGCUUCGGUCUUUGAGAACGCGCUACUGGUAGACAUCUACGUGUGGUACACGCUGGGCUACAUCGUGAUGGGGCUGGUGGUGGCCAUCUACGAGUUCGUGGUCAAGACCAAGCGCGACGGCAUCCGGAGCCUCGUCACCUUCGUGCCUGAAGUCGUGUUCUUGUUCGUCGUGUUCAGGUGCCUCCCCCUGGUGGAUUUGUACAGACGUCACCUGUACAGCGCCGCGGCCGCAGCGCCCCCUCUGACCCCUCCCCCUCCUGGCGUGCCCCCCACCCCCGCUCCUACAGUCGCGCCUCCUGUUCCUAAGAAAUAA